This is a messenger RNA of Numida meleagris (helmeted guineafowl), 13342 nucleotides long. RefSeq names its product APC down-regulated 1 like (gene APCDD1L). Gene Ontology annotation, biological process: negative regulation of Wnt signaling pathway. Lineage: Eukaryota; Metazoa; Chordata; Aves; Galliformes; Numididae. Gene Ontology annotation, molecular function: Wnt-protein binding. The record is from RefSeq and is a predicted model, not a curated record. The transcript has 3 exons. Gene Ontology annotation, cellular component: plasma membrane. The coding region runs from base 10397 to 12046 and encodes 549 amino acids.
GGGCGGUGGGGAGCUGCCCGCCGCCUCCCUCCCCGCCGGCAGCAGGGAGCUGGCGGGGGAAUCGCGAGGCGGGACGGGCUGCAGCACGGGGUGUCCCCGCAGCCGCAGCACGAAGGCGCCCGGCGCUGCUCCGCUCCUCGCCCCGCUGCGCCCCGUGGGGUGGUUCCGUGCCGGUGGGUUUUCAGAUGUCCGGCACCUGCCCGGUAAGGGAGCGCUGCAGGAGCCUUCUCUCCUCGGCACACAGCUGCGGGACCCUCCGAGCGGCACGGGCUGUGUCUUCGCGGCCGCUUUUCAGAAAGGCUUCGCUCAGUCCCACAGUUCUUGGAGCGGUUUCAGAAGUAAAGGUUCUGGCUGAAGAGACCGUACGGGAGAACAAAGACAACGGAGCAGUGAAAAAGGCAAAAUGAUUUCUGAUGGUGACAAAGGGCAGAGCCUGGGGAAGGCUUCCAAAUCCUCGCACAGAGGUUGCCCUGGGAAGUGCUUGGGAGACCCUGGGUUGGAAUUGCGCGCCCCUGAACAGGUGAAAGGAAGAUAGCGUGCUCCCAUGCCCCCUGUGCAGAAGCUGGGUUUCCUUUCUUUCCAUUCUUUUCUGCCACUUAGUUUGCUCAUCUGAGUCUCUGGGCAGCAAAAUAUCACACUGACUGCCUGUGAAACUCUGGGCUCCGUUUAGUGACCAUUGCAGAGGAACUGUGUAGUGACAGCUGUUGGAAAUUAUUUGCACUGAGGGUAACCGACCAGACUACAAAAAGUCUCUAAGCAUGGUACUAUAUGGUAACAUAGGGUUUCUUGUCUGUUCCCUUAUCUGGGAUCUUUGUCAUACAUGGUUCCCCAGAUAUAAGACUCCACAGGUUAAGAAAUACAUAUUCUGCCUCUCUAGAGAUUUCAUUAGCUCCAGUUGCUCUGCUCAGAGAUCUGCUAUACUGCAUUAUGUAAGAUUACUCAUGUAAGUCUAAUUAGAAUACCGCUUUCUUAAAUCGUCCUACAAUUUUAGUCCAAUCAAAUUAAAAUCCAGUCCUUUUCCAUCAAAUGUCAGUGACAGAAUUUCCUCUUAUUUCAGUAAGAACAGAAGUUGGACCCUAAAAGGUGUAUUUAAAUAGUGAAGUUGGAUCCAGAGCUCAUUAAAACCAAAGCAAGGUUUGCCAGGGAUUUCAGUGUGAGCAAGACUGGCAUUGAGAAUUUUGCAUGAAACUGAACAUCAGCAUGACACCAGUGCAUAAUUAGUUGAAAAAAUACUUUAGUUAGGUAACUGAACCUGAUUCUUGGAGUCUCUUCCAGCAAAGAAUCACUCAUUCUUAGAAAUGUCCCAAGAGACUUGCUAAGUUUUUACCUAAGCUUUCAUUAAAGUCUUUACAUUCCAAUAGUACGACACUGAUAUUUUUCAUGUGUAGCUUCUCCUACAUGGUUUUAACACUUUCAGAGUUUAUUUUUAAGUUUGAAAAUGACUGUGUUGGGGUAAGAUAAGAUCAGCAAUUGCAUUCAGUUGUGAGAAUAGGAAAAGAAUCCUCUAAAUGGUAGCACUGAUUUAAAUAUAGAUGUAUGCGUAUAUAUUACAUGCGCAUGUGUGUAUAUACCUGCUAUUAAAUUAACAUCAUUGUCUUUGGUUAAAAUGUUUGAUUUGGGCAAUAUUUAAUGUACUAAUUUAAUUUUUCCAAGUUGGCAUUUUUUUUCUUCUCCAUUUCUCAAGUUGGCCAAAAAAUCAACAACUAAUGUAUUAUGCUGGGUUGUGCGAUUUGACUCUAUUUGUUCUUCCAUAAUUAUAGCUUAGCCAUGUUCAAAGUAUGUGGAUAUAGAUAAAAACAGGGCUGAGAUGUGAAAAAAGCACAAGUGAAAAAAAAUAUUGUGUGGUUUCUAUAUUUUCCCCACAAGCACAAAUUGUUGAGUAAGGAGAUUUUCAAAAGCCAGAAAUUGCUAUGAAGAAAACCAAAGCUGGAAUCCAGUGCUAGGGGAGGCUGCAUCUGGCAGAACAAAGUUUGGAAAGAGAUUUUGCUUUCAAUGGGACCCUGUGUUUCCCCACAACGUAGCAUAUGUCAUCUGUAAAAACAACGCUUUCAUGGAUGAGAUACAAUCACUGCUAAAAUCAACCUCAAAAUUAGGAAGCACCUACACAACGCUCUCAGCCAGUUCCUUUGGUUUCCUUACCUGUUUGCUGAGGAGGAUAAAGCCACGAACGCAGAGAAUUCCUAACUUCAUCAUUUUAAGAGGAUGCGUCUCAGAUACGAUGUUACCAAGAAACUGACAGUGAGAAAGUGGGAAGUUUAAAGUGUAACCCUUUUUCUGUAGGCUAAGAUUGCUGCCAGAAACUGAAAAUAUGAUUCAUAUGACAGCUCCCUCUCUACCCUGCUUAAAUUGUGUAACAUCUGAGGGGUUAGUAAUCUGCAAUCUGUUUUUUUUUCCCUUUAGAGAGUUAGAAGGUCUCAUACUGUAAAGCGCAAAAUUGGGAAAGUUCUAUUUCUGUGUAUUGGGAAAAAAAAUCAGUCUCUGUUUGAAAUGCCAAACCUCCAGACUGUUAAAUGAUAGAAGGCUUCAAAUCCAUCAUUAGUUUUAGCACUGUGAUGGUGUGAUAAUAAGGUCUUUCAUGCUGAUAUUUUCAUCAAAAUCAUCAUGGUUUGAGUUGAACUGAACCUGGGAAUGCUGCAGUGAAGCUCAGCUCCCAUGGCCCUGUUAGAGAGACACUUGCAUCAGUUCAGUAAUGUCUCUCGAUUUACAGUUGGUGUGCUGGUACAUAAAUCCACAGGGGAAACUUCACCACUGACUGUUCAAAGAAGUUUGCUUGGGUCUAGCCCAUAAAUUAGAGCUUUAAACUUCAGUGCAGCCAUUUGAUCAAUCACUGAAAAAGUUCCCCAUGGUUUCUUCUGCACUGACGUGAAGCGCUGUCAAACAUGUGACAUUUGGGUCUUGUCCACAUCAAAGAGCUUUUGCCCCUAUACUCUGGGAUCAACUUAUACACCCAGCUCCCCACUGAGAGAAACGCAUUUACCUGGGUCAUGCUCUUACGGAAGCCACAGGUGCUGGACACUGGCAGGUUAUGGCUUUUAAGUGUCUCUUCUCACCUGUUAAUACAAAAUCACAAUUACGCUUUUUAAGCUUUUCAGAGAUUUUUCAGAGAAGAGCUCAGUUUUCCUAGUUAGUUUUGCUGUAAAAAAAAACCCUAAGUUUUGUUAAUUUUGAGUAGCACAAGUCCCGUUAUUCGAUUAUGCAGUGUGUAGGUUGAAUGUCAACUUUGAUUUCGGCAUCUGUCGGCUGUGUUUAGGGGAGCUGGAACACAUCAAAACUUGGCUGAUGUUGACAGGCAAAACAGUAGACUGAAAUUUCAGGCUAUCUAGAAACCACACCCAGACCCCAAAACACAUGUUAGAAGUAACUUUAAUUCUCUGCUUCAGCUGAACAAGUAGCCUUUUUCUGUGGUCACUUGUGAUUCUAAGUUAAAUGUGUGCGUAUUUCUGGUGUCGAAUGUGUAUCAGUUUACCACCUUUGCACAGAACAUGGUUGGUUGUUUUUUCUCCUGAGGAUACCCUCUGUUAUGAGUGCUUUUGAAUGCCCUUCUCAUCCUUGGCUUUGCAUGGGCCAAGUAGCUUCAGAAUAUUAGAUCCCAUUAGAUCCUGUUUUUAUUACUAUAAACAGUAUCCUUGCAGCAGUGCCAAGACUCCUAUUGUGUUAGGUGCUAAAUAAGGAGAGAACAAAAGGAUCGCUCUCACUUUAGAGGGUUUAUAAUCUAAUUUCCUGGGCUUAUGUUUCCAGCAGUGAGUUGCAGGGAUGUACUGGGGUUCCCAGCUGCGUCCAGCAGUAGAACCUAUUGCAGUUGUUUAUAUCUUUAUGUGCCUAAAUGCCUCGGUUCAUCUGGCAUGAAUUUCUGAAGCCACGGAGGCGAUCUUGAUGAGGAGGAUGGCGAACAAUGAGCUUACACAGGAGAACAGCUGUCUCCCGUGGGAGCUGGGGACCGGGAGCGCUCCAUGGCAGUGGGAGACUGAAAGGCCGCUCUCAGCAUCCCGCCAGCUCCCUGCCAAGAGCGGGUUAUUCCCUGCUGUACUAAAGCUUUGUUCAAUCCCUCAAAAUCCUGCCAAGCAAGUGGACUUGUGCUGCCUACUGGAUUGUGCCUCAAGAAGUUCACACUGAUAUACAAGGCACAUUUUUUUCUCUCUUCAUUCACUCCCAACAGAACCUCUUUAUUCGUUGUAAGGAAUUCCUUCCCUUCCUUGGUGUUUAUGCUUUGUGAAUAUUUAUAGGCUGUUAUCAUGUCCAUCUCUCUCCCUAGUUGUCACUCAGCCAGGCUACAUGUGCUCUGCUCUUUUAAUUCUUGCUUCGUAACUCAAUCUCUCCCACCCCCUAAUCAUGUUCUGUUGUUCUACUCUCAGCUCCUGCCAGUUCCAGUUGCUCAUUUUGCUUGGGGGGAAUGCUAUAUUUAUGUUAAUAUUAUGUGGUGGGUGGUCCUCUCUGUGCUUAUGGUCCAUGUGAGUGAUUUAGAUGUUUAAAAUGAGGUUGGCAUUUUAUAGCCAAGCCAUUGCCUGAUUACCAGUUCCACUCUUCAAAGCACUCUGGGAGAAAAUAUGCUUAGCCAUCACUAUUAAAUGUGGCCACAAUAGCCACUGGUAAAGUGCCUGUGCAGGGGCUGGAGGGUAUUGCCCAAGCUCCAUGGAUGCACCAUAGAUUCAAAAUGAUGAUGUGCCAUUAAUUUCAAAACUGUAUUCUCUAAUGAGUUUCCAUCUCAUCUAACUUAAGGCAGAUAGAUGUCUUACUUCCCAUUUGGUUAGAACAUGAAUUCUGGUUAGAAUUUAACUGAGUCACGGUUUUACCCCUGGGGUAUUGUUCAGCACGGGGCUGAGUUGGUUUGCUUUUGUUUCUCCAGCUGCUGUCAGCCAUCUCUCACUGUCCAGGUGUCUCACUGUGAUCUCACCCGUGUCACCAAAACCAAAUUGAAGUUCUCAUCAAUGUUCAAGGAAGAAAAAGUUCAAGCAUUUCCUUUCAUCCUUCAGUGUCUUUUGCCUUUUCCUUCUGUUUCUCAGUGCCAGACACCUGUGGCGGUACUGCUCAGGGUUUAACACAGGUCACGAUGUGUUCAUGCUGCCUGAACCCAUUUGCAUUUUUUGUGACUUACUGAAGCCAAAAAAGAAGGCACGUAGCAGUUAUCCCAUUAGCUUGCACCUCUGCUCGUUAACCCUCAGUGCUCUGGCUGCCAGUUCCUGUGGCUUGGGCUGGUAGAGCAGUGGCGGCAGGCAGGCUCCUGGCUGUGUGCAGGCCGCUGCUGCCUGCGAGGGCCAUGUGGUGCUGCUCAGCUGUUUUUGAGUAAGUCUUUUGACACAGGCUGGUCUAGGUGAGGAAUAGCAUGAGUCUCCUCUUCCUGAGGCUGCCCGAUACUGACUGAGUGGUGGGAGGAAGGAGCGAGAGGUGGCGUGGGGCAGCAGGGCCUGUGUCUGUCAGGGCAGUGAGCACGCAGCGGGAAGGGCUCUGCUGUGACUGAAAAGCGUGGCACCAUGAUCGACGUUAACUGCAGGAGAUCUCCUGGGAAUAUGUACUUGCAUCUGCCACCAGAGCUUUUAUUUCUCAUGCUGCCAUAGUCCUCUAUGCCAACUGCAGUGAGGCAUGCUUUGUUUGCUCCAUCUGGGGAGAGAACAUGCCAUAUCCCAUUUCUCCUUUGUAUUCCUUCUUUCAGUGGAGUAUUCAUGCCAGUUUAUGGGGAAGGGCACUUUCUGAGUAAGGUCCUGACGCUGUGUUGUUACAGUCAUGGGAUCUUUCCUAUUUAUGACUCCAAUGAAAGUGGGAUUGAGCCCUGCAAUCCUAUUUACAAUGUCAGGUCUGGUUUUCUUCUUCAGCGUAAACAGCCAGAGAGAGCAGUUUUAAGAGCCUUUUUAUUUAAAUGUAGUUUAUACUGAAGAAGAUCUUUGACAAGCAGGAGAGAAUAUCUUCUCCCUUCUCCCUUUCCCUCCUACAAAUUCCAUCUGUCUUGUCAUCUAUCCCUGGACAUGACACUUACAGGAGAAAUAAAUGGUUCCAUGUUUCCAAGAGCAAAAUAUUUACUUCUCUAGUGCCUUAAAAACCUCUAGACAGCUCACCACAAGUGCUCCACUAUUUUAAUUGUGGACGUGACACAAAUCAGACAAUGAUCACAGCCACAGAAGACAGGCUAAAGCCAUACAAUACAGUGUUUUCCAGUAUGCUUGAAGUUAUGUGGUGAAUUUAUGUUUCAAAAAGUUCUUUAAAAUCCUGAGCUGCUUGGGACUUCUGAGUGAGCUGAGUUCCCUCUUAGGAUCUGCAGAAUGUCAUAUGUGGUUAUGCUCUGUUCUGCACAAGGGGAUGCUCUGCAAUGACAGCUAACAUAUCUAAUAUGCUUAUUGUGCCACUCUUCAAAGAAUACGAAGAAACAUCUAAUGAAUUCAAAGCAUUUUGCAAGUAGCACAGACUGAGCAUCAGGCUAGUGAAACAGCUCUGUAUUUGCCCAUUUUACUGAAAAAUAAGAGAUGAAUAAUAGAAAUACUUUUCCAGAAGCCAAACAGAACUCCAGUGAAAGCACUGGCAUCGUCCCUCAACCACUUGACCACAUUCUGGCUACAAUUCAGGGAGCCAUUACUAAUCAGGAAAAAUGCUCAUGAACUGGCUUAAUUUGGAGCUCAUGCUUAAGUUUCACUGAAACCAAUUAGACUUAAGCAUGUGCUUAAGUCUUGUCCAGAACUGGGCUCAGUUUGAAGGUAAGCAAAAAUGCAAAGUUGUGCAGUGAUACACUAUUCCACCCCCAGUGGGUUAUAUUUAAGUUUUAGAACUUUAUAAUAUCAUAAAAUAAAAUAUAUCUCUUCCCACAGAGUUGUUCUCUUGGGAAUGCCUUAUUCUGAGUGAAUAAAAAGCACCACUGACUUAAUCUCCACACAAAUGCAGAAGAAAUUGAUUUGCUCAAUACAGACAUUUUUCCUUUUGAAAGAAUGCUUAUUCCUUUAGUGGCUAACCCGAAAUCCAUUCUGCAUGCUCUCAGGAGAGAAAAAUGCUAAGGAAACACUGUUUUGCUCUGUUAAUGAAGUCUGUGUGGAUAAGUACAAUUUACUUAAGCAGAAUAUAUUGAUAAGUUUCUUAUCAUCCAUUUCAUUCCAGUCUGCACAUUCCUCAGAAAAUGUCAAAGGUUUUAGGUCAUCUCUAAAUGAAGAAAUGUGUAAUGCUCCAUGACUUCAGGCACUGAUCUUAUCCCCAUUAAUGGGUGACUAACUGAAACAUUAGAUUUAUAAAUGGAAAUAAUAAAUUUUGGCCAUAGGAGGCAAUAACAUAACAGAUUAAGCAAUCUAGCUCUGGAGAAGAGUUCAUCUCAGUAACUAAUUUGGUGCAAACUCUAAUGUAUGCAUUUUCUCCUCCAUUUAUAAAGGAACAGAUGUGUGACUCAACUUUGCUUUUUUCCAAAGUCAAUCUGCAUGGAGGAACACAAACAAGGUUUGUUUCCAACGAGGCAUAUUGCAGUAUUUCUCUCCUGGAUGGUAUUUUUUUCCUUCAAAAUGGAGAAAUGGAUCUGAAUCUGCAGCAUAGAGUACUUCUGUAGCACAGCUCCUGUGGCAGGUUCUCAUUUCAGGCUUGGCCAUUGCCUAGGAAUCUUUCGUCCUAAUUUUACCAAGAAUUUACUUUGCGUAGGAAUUUCCAGUUCUGCCUUUCUAUCAUUUGAUGCUGUGGGUCUGAUUUUUCUAAGAGUUGCUUAUACAAAUGAGUGUAUGGAAUACUUGAUUAGUGUUUGCUACUGCAGUUGUCUCAAGACUUGGUUCAGUUUCUGCUGAUUCCAGGGAUCAGCCUGGCGUUCCUAAUUGCUUGAGUACUUGUGCAGCCCUCCUGCCUGGAGACCUUGGGCCAGUGCUUUGGAUGCAGCACGCACCAGAAAGCUGGAAAAAGAUCCUGUUGUGUCUAGCUGCUGCACUGAGGAGCCCUCUGGAAACGCUUGUGGUUAAUCAAUACAGACAGACAGGAUAACGAGAGAGUGGAAGAGAUCACAGUUGGGGAUUUUUUUUAGAUUUUCCUAUGAAUGAGUAUUUUUGUCUUGAAGAUGAAUUGUCAUUAAUUCCUCCUCCCUCCCAAGAACCUUAUAAAGCAGUCAGCUUGUGUCUCUCUUAAGAUGGAGAGAGGAGCUGCUCUGACGUGCAUCCCCAAGGGCUGAGUAACAGAGUGACACAUGAGUGACAGCCACUUUAUGCUGCUCUUGGAAUCAAAAUGUGCCCUAACUACAGAUUUUAGGUCUGGAACUGAACUUUUCCAAGUUGAAACACUGUUUGGAUCUGGUGGAGCUGGGCUGGAGUAUAUGAGAGAGAAAAGCAGCCACAAAAUUUGGAUACAAGCCAGUAGCUUUCGGUUUGAGGAUGCAUUCAGCUUGGAGUCUUGUGUACAGUUAAGUAAGAUAAAAUCCCUAGGAAUUCCCAUCAUGUCAAAUAUUUACGUUCUGGAGGUUUUUUAUUUUUUCUUUUCUUCUCUCUCUCUCUUUUUUUUUUUCCCCCAUGGAGUUUGAUCCUGAUUAUAAAAAUUCCCUUUCCUAUUGAAUGUGUCAAAAUCUUGUGAUCAUGUUGCCACAGUGUCUGUGCUCUCAAAUAAUGCAGACUUUUAGUGUCUCUGCCAAAAGCAGCAAUAAGGGUUCAGUCAAACACUGAGGCUUCUGCCGCAAUAAACACACACACACAGCAGUUAGCAAGUUCAGCACGGGGCUAUAUUCUCUGCUGUUAUUUCGGUAUAACUAUAGACUGCACCAACACCUCCAGAGCCCUUCUGUGGUUGUAAGCAAGAGCAAAUUUGGCCCGUAUGGUCUGUUACCUCUAAUCCAAAUACAGUUAUUUGUAUAGUUUAUCGUUUUCUCUAAGAUAAUUAUUUCAUAUGUGUUUUAAGUGUAAUUCAGUCUGGACUGUCCUUUAACUGAAAGACCUCCAAAAGCUUUGCCAGUAAUUAGGCCUCGUGCUAGCAUGGGCAGCUGGAGCUUGGCAUAUUCUGCGGCUGAGUGAGAAAGCAGCAGGAGUGGGGCUCCUCAGAGCACAGUUCUGGCAGCAGUGGGCGAGAGCGCAGAACCAAACGGUGCCAUCUGAUGGGUACCCAUGGAGGUACCAGGCUGCAAUCUUAACCAGUAGCCAGAGCUUUGCUGUUCAGGUUUGUCUCGUUCUCAUGUGAGGGCUCACAGAACUGCUUUUUAGGAAGCACAAUGCAGUGCAAGCAAUUGAGAAGGAGCAGGCUAUCCCUAGCCAGGGAUAGCCUGUCAGGCUCUUUACAGAUGAUUAAAACAGAACAAUUGUGAGUCUGCUCCAGAAAGACCCCUCAGCACCAAUAAUGUGUCUUUCCAGCUAGUUCCUGCACUCCAGCGCGUGGUGAGGUAACAGAACAUCCGCAGCGGUUUCACUGCCUUUGGGUAGGUCGGCUGCUUCUGUUACUGCUCCCCUGCUCAGCUGAGGCUUUGCGUUCCGUGUGGUUAUUCCCUGUGGUCAUUCCAGGCUCUGUGUGCUAACAUCUGCGCACAUUUUGAAGGCGCUGUUCCUGUGAUGUGUAAAACCUUCGCUCUGUAGAGAAGUGACUCUGAAUUUGUGCAUCAGACUAAGUCUUAAGUUACACAGUAUUAGAUAACACACAAUUUAUGUACUGUAUAAAAUACAAUUUGAGUGGAAAUCUCUCUGCCAAAUGUUGAGGAGUCCCCGACUUGCACAACACCAGUUGAAUUACUGAGCUGCCAUUUGCCUGGGUGUAGGGCGUGUACACAGUGGUGGCAAACCUGAAGCUGAAGGAUGCUGGAGAUGUUAGCAGGGAUUCAAUUCUGUGUGCAAAGAGGAGGCUCCUUCGGAAUAAAUCGGCUACUGGGAGUCGAGGAGCCUCCCCCCAGCUCUGCAUCCAGCCCUGGGUGUUUGUAUUUGUGUUACAUCAGGGAACUGUGCUGAGUUGCUCAGCAGCCUGCGUGUAGCCUUGCCUAUGGCAGAUCUGCAUUACAAAGAUCCCCGUGGUCCUAUCCCCUUGAUCAAGGAGGGGAACGGAUUCUGUGUGCCUAAGCCAUACGAGUUGGCUUGAGAAUCUCCAUCACAAGGCGCAGAGCCAGCCCCGGCUGGGCUGCUAACGGCGGCUGUAGGGUGGGCACGUGUGGGGCCGGGAACAGCGGUGUGGAUGUGGGAGCUUCGCUGGGCCUUCGUUUCAGGUUGCUGCGAAGAGGCAAAUCCCGCCUUUCUUCCUGAGGUGAACUCACCAGGAGGGCGGCAGGAGUUUGCCUAAGAGUGAAUAACACAUAGGAAUAUACAUAUAUAUUUAUGUGUGCGCAGGCAAAGGUCCUCAGGAUUUAACGGAGUGCUCACACGUUCCCAUAGCCAAUAACAUCCGUUGUUAUGGGAAAUGAGGUAAGUGACAGAAGUACUGUCCUUAUGGCGGGCGACAGGCGGGCCGCCGUUCCCAUGCCGUAAUUCCCACUCCGGUUUCUGCUGCCGCAAUGGCUUCGGAGCGAGCGGGAACAAAGGACGGCGGCUGCGCCCAAGGUCCGAGCUUGGGCUUCAGGUACUGGAGCUGGGAGCCUACAAUAGCGGGGCCCUGCGGUGCGCGUGUGCGCGUGGGUAUGCGCGCGUGUGUGCGGGUGCAGCCGCGCGGCGCUGACCGUCUCCCCCCCUUCUCUCCCCCGCCCCGCGCAGUGUGCGCGGCCGCGGAGCGCUCGCUGCGCUGGGAGCCGCGGUGCCGGCAGCAGCUCCGCCACCUGCAGGACGGCGCCAGGAUCGCGGCCCGGCUCCCGCCCCGCCUGGAGGGCCACUGGGUCUCCACCGGGUGCGAGGUGCGGCCGGGGCCGGAGUUCCUCACCCGCUCCUACCUUUUCUACGCCAACCGCCUCUUCAAGGCCUUCCAGUUCUACUACUGGGACCCCUCCUGCCAUGAGCCCUCCUACUCGCUGGUCAUCAAGGGCAAGCUGCGGCUGCGCCAGGCCUCCUGGAUCACCCGAGGGGCCACCGAGGCCGACUACCACCUGCACAAGGUCGGCAUCGUUUUCCACAGCCAGAAGGCCAUGCAGGAGGUGGCCUCUCGGAUCAACCAAAGCUCGGGUGAGGGCUGCGGCGGGUUCCUGCCCCCGGGCCGUGCCUGGGCCCCCGGAACCCUCUAUGAACUGCUGAGCGCCAAAACCGAGCGUGACUGCACCGCGGCCCUGGGCUUCGCCAUGCACGAGCUGAGCCUGGUGCGGGUGGAGAGGCACCAGCAGCCCCUGCCAGGGCCGCAGCAGAGCGGCAGCAGCCUGGUGGAGGAGCUGUACCUGGGGGACAUCCACACGGACUGGCUGGAGCGGCUGCACUACCGCCCGACGGGCUACCAGCGCCCGCUGCAGAGCGCUGUGCACCACGUGCAUCCCUGCCCGGCGUGCGGGGCUAUCUACAGAGCUGACGAGCACCACCCGCCCAUCCUGCCCGCCCGCGCCGAGCUGCCGGUGCAGCUGAGCGGCAGCUGGGUGAGCACCCGCUGCGAGGUGCGCCCCGCCGUGCUCUUCCUCACCCGGUACUUCAUCUUCCAUGGCAGCAACCACACCUGGCAGGGCUACUACUACCACUACUCUGACCCGCUCUGCAAGCAGCCCACUUUCACCAUUUAUGCAUCUGGGCGUUACACCCAGGGCGUCCCCUCCUCCAAGGUGAGAGGGGGCAUGGAGCUGGCCUUCAAAGUCACGCACGCACGGGUGACGCCCAUGGACCAGGUGACGGUGAUGAUGCUGAACUCCUCCGAGCCGGGGAGCUGCGGGCUGGCAAGCUCCUGGAGCGCUGGCGUGGAGCAGGAUAUAACACCGACCAACGGCUGCUUGGCUUUGGGCAUCAGGCUGCCCCACACGGAGUACGAGCUCUUCAGAACGGAGCACGACUCCAAGGAGCGCAGCCUGCUGUACAUUGGCGAGAGGCCCACGGAUGGAUCCAGCCCUGACCGCCCCGACAAACGGCCCACGUCCUACCAGGCACCCCUGGUUCAGUGCGCGGGUGCGUCAGAAGAGUUCCCUAACUACUUUAGUCUGAAGUAUGUGGGGAAAAAAGUUGCUAAUGGCAGUGAAGAACUAAAACCUUUGCCUGCGGCCCUCUUACUGUUGAUAGCACUGCAGUUGUUAAGAUGGGACUAGCUCUCUAUUCAGGUACAGCGCAGAACCCAGAUAGUUUUGGUGCUAGCAUGAUUUUUGUAACCUCCAACUGAGCGCAUCUGGAACCAGUUUUACUUAGACUUGGAAACACUUUAAAAGAAAAAAAAAGGCAAACAAACAAAGAACAGUGAACAAAGCCAAGAAGAUGUGCCUGACCACGUACUGUCUGUGCAGCAGCUUCAUUGCCUCAUCGCCCCUCGUCUUUGCAUACCAAUGUGAUGUAGUGACAUGGAUGCACUGCACAUUGCAAUAAGUACUUCAGCAAUAUGAGGGGAAAAGGAGCAACAUCAAUUGCAAUUGAUGCUUUGAGCUUUUGGCACUGCUAAGAUUUAAUCAGGAGCUUAGUUCAGAUGUAAUUCAAACAUCCAGAGAGUCAGCUGCUGAAUUUCUUUGAGGUUAAGCUCCCUCCACCAUAGUUCUUAUUGCUGUUUGUGCAAAUUUGAUCUGCAGUGUCCGUCAGCACCAGAUACGGUGUCAGCAAGUGCUCUCACUAAGGAUACAGCUAAUCACGCUUCUCAGUUUACAGAUGUUUUCUGCAGUUUUCACAUGUACAUACAUGUGGAGAUGCAAAGCAGUAGCCCCAGAGCAUCACCUGACAGACUGCUACACAUGACUCUGGUCCUAAGAAAAGAUACAACACAGUAAAUGGAAAAGGCUCCUGUGCACGGCGGUGCCAACUCCCAGCGUUACGUAGCUGCAGAUGCUGCAUUCUUGCUGCACUAUUUUGGCACUGUCAGUAGCAGCUCCCACUCACAGGCAGUGAGCAAAGCAAAAGAUCACUCACAGGUCUUCUCAGGCCAUAUAUUUUCACUGUCUCCUCUUCUAAGUGCAUUGGCUGUUAAUCCAGCUGUCGUAUCAAUCAGACUGUCACUGCCAGCCCCGUCCACGUGAAGAUGGUUUAUAGAUCUGCCUGCAGUGAACAAUGGGCUGAGGGGAUGACUCUGAGCAGUGCCAGCAAGCCAUGCAGAGCUCUGCUGGUGAGAAGGACAAAGUAAGGAAUUAUGUUCCCUUGUCUGCUGCAGCCAAGAUGCAUAUAACUUACCUGGGAAGACCCCUUCCCAGUAGCUAAAUCCCCUCCAAAUAAGCCUAUAUAUCUUACAAAGGAUAUUUUUGUUAAACCAGCUAUGCAAUAGCUACCUUCUUAAUGCUGUUUUUACAAACUUUGCAGCUUGUACUUAAAUAAUUUAUGGGUUUUAUAGCGUCAAAAUACUUUAUGGGGAACUGUACAUUAAUAAUUCAAAUGAGAUGCUUAUUAAAUGCAUACAAUUGUGACAUAAA